Coniophora puteana RWD-64-598 SS2 is the source of this 363-nucleotide messenger RNA. RefSeq lists its product as uncharacterized. Lineage: Eukaryota; Fungi; Basidiomycota; Agaricomycetes; Boletales; Coniophoraceae. The record is from RefSeq and is a predicted model, not a curated record. The annotation marks the transcript as partial. Gene Ontology annotation, molecular function: fatty acyl-CoA hydrolase activity. The transcript has 3 exons.
UCUCAGACCGCGCACGGUGGUCUUAUCAUAUCCUUAACGGACACCCUGGGAUCUCUCGCCGUCGCAUCGGGAGCUCAGUACGUGACCGAUGUUUCGACAGACAUAGGAGCUUCAUUCAUCAAACCUGCUGGGAGAGCCGGUGACGUUCUACAUGCGAGGGCUACAGUCACUGCAACGGGCAAGUCCCUUGCACAUACGCGUGUCGACUUCACGAGUCCUACGGGAGAUCUUGUCGCCUACGGACGUGCGUCCUUUUGCUCCUUUUCUCACACAAAAUACGUUGCCAAGCCGUCUUUGGAUUCUAACAAUUUCAAGUUCUCCGAGGACGGAGAAACUGUAAGAAAAGGCAAAAAUAUAGACUGA